ACCUGCUCUAUUCUUCUAUAUUGCGAGGUGUAAUACCAUUUCCAUUUUCCUGUGUUUUGUGAUUCUGAUUUCAAGAGAUAUGGGAGGGGGCAUAAAAGAAGAAGAGGAGAGUCUCAGCGUGACCCUCGAUCUUCUCAAGAAGAAAAUGGAUGACUUUUCUAAGGAAAGAGAUUGGGAAAAGUUUCACAGCCCCAGAAAUCUGCUGUUGGCCCUGGUUGGGGAAAUUGGAGAACUUUCUGAAAUAUUCCAAUGGAAAGGUGAGGUCCCCAAGGGACUGCCUGACUGGAAAGAGGAAGAAAAACAACACCUUGGUGAGGAACUUUCAGAUGUUUUGCUUUACCUCAUCAGACUCUCUGACAUGUGCGGCGUUGAUCUUGGUCAAGCUGCCCUCCGUAAACUCCAACUUAAUGCACUCAAGUACCCAGUUGAUGGAUCUUCGAAUGAGUACGAAAAUGUCAACAAUAAUAAUGACACCGCAGGCGCAGAUUGAAUAGUUCUGGUUCCUUUGCUCUAGCUAAAGUCCAGCUAUGUCUUAACUACUCGUCCUGCUAUAAAUUGAAAGUUAAGGCCGUGUUAGGAGUGGUACAAUAAUAUUAAGUAGGCUUAGGUCGGUUGCAUGGGAAUUUAUUUUAUGACCUUUAUUGGUUGCCGGACUGAGUCUCUUUUGGCUGAUGGAUAAUUUAUAUUUCCAUAAUUUCUUGCUUUCCUUUA
Molecule: messenger RNA, 711 nt
Organism: Olea europaea var. sylvestris
Lineage: Eukaryota; Viridiplantae; Streptophyta; Magnoliopsida; Lamiales; Oleaceae
Product: dCTP pyrophosphatase 1-like
Exons: 2
Coding region: 80-490 (136 amino acids)
Biological process (GO): nucleoside triphosphate catabolic process
Molecular function (GO): nucleoside triphosphate diphosphatase activity
Source: RefSeq, a predicted model, not a curated record